UCUCUUUUCAGGAAGUACCGUGCCUUCCGUACCGUACGUGGGAGAGAGCCCGCAGCGGUACUUUCUUCGCGCGGGACAACAUUUCCAACUUCCUGAGGUUCUGCAGACGACUCGGGGUGCACGAUAACCUCCUUUUCGAAACGGAGGAUUUGGCGCCAGUUUCGGUGGAAAGAAAAGUGUGCCAUAGCGGAGCCCGUGGCGUUGUCCUGUGUCUGCUGGAGGUGGGUCGCCUGGCGCAAGGAUGGUGGGGCCUCGAACCACCGGGAAUCGUCAAGUUGGAGCGAGAGAUGGACGGAGAAGAGUGGUCUGGCAGGUCUGACAGUGGGUAUUCCAACACCUCCUCACCACGUGGCUCGACCCUGACCCUGCACCCUGCAGCGCCUAGCCCUCCUGCAGCAGAUUCCAAGCUUCCUAGACCACUGUCAGCACCUGGCCACCUCCAGCUAGUUCCUCGCCUCGUGCUGCCCAACCAGUCCACGCACACCCAGACCGAGUCCCCUCCCUCAUCCAGCCAGUCCAGGAUACCCAAAGCCAGCAGCAGCAGUGCCCCUCGUUCUGUCAAACCCACCCCGCCUCCUAAGCCAGCCUCGAUCAGAAGAGCCGUGUCUAACUUGGCCAGGCGGCCCACUACCAUACCUAAGAAGGCUAGGUCAGUAGGUGAAAGAGGAUGGUCAGGUGCCAAAACAACCCCAACAACACCAGUCACAACCCCUACCCAUUCUGCUAAGCCUCGCCUGCCAUCUGCACGAACACCUAGGUCUUCAGGACGUUCUACUCCUAAUACCACUCCAACAACACCGACACACUGUCGCCGUUAUAUGACCUCCUUACAGCGCACUCCUGCUACGCCUUCGAAGCCGUCUCGUCCAACGUCUCGCCCUUCCUCAAAGCCUCCUUCGCGGUCCCCCUCCAUUUGUAGUCGCCUCCAGGAGUGCUAUAACACCGUCCAACCAGAUAGUGUAACAGAGGCUCUUAGGACAGACCUCGACAACAAGGUUUUUGACAUUGCUAACCAAACUCGAGGCUUUUGUGGGUGCAAAGACACUGAGUGUACGAAAUCUCAUGUCAAGAGAGUGUCUGAUGGCAAGUACGAAAUCUGCGGCAGGAACGUUUUUGUUAGGAAAAAUUCCUCGCUGCGCAGGAAGCACAUAAAGAAAGGUCAACGUAACAAACCCACAUCAGAGAAGCCCCAGACUCCUAAUAUAGCUGAUAAGCAAAACUGCUCUGCAAAGAAGGUCCUUGUCAUCCAACAGCCCAAGGGUACUCCUCCUAAGGACAUACACUCCCCUAGGAUCUGUGAUAAAUGCUAUGCAACUGAUGACAAAUCCAUUGUGAAACGUCCUCGUCACCACAACCCAGCAGCUAGCAAAAUCAUUUCACCAUUCGAGAUCAAAAGCAAGACGAAGUUAGUGUUGAGACAUCAGCUUCCUCAUCCCAGUACAUGGGACUUCAAGUCCACCAGAAAGAAAUAUACAAGCAACAGCUCCGCACUGAGGCAUCAACUAAACACCUCGACUCUGAGAAAAGUCCACUUCCCUUCUGCCUCGGAUAAGCAUCGCCCUCCUGCAACUUCACCUGCGAUGGUCAACACUGCUCUUGAACCAUAUUUGCUAAAGGGGAAACAUGUGAUGGUCAGAGUUGGAGGUGGUUGGGACACACUUGAGCAUUACCUGCUUCGACAUGAUCCAAAACAGGUGACAGUGUUUAAUCUAAAGUCAGCCGACCCAUUCCUACACAUCCGUGCCAAGUAUUGUUCGCCUACACAUUCCAGAGCCUCUUCUAGCAGAGGCUCCCCUACACAUUCCCAGGCCACACCCAGCAGGGGGACAGCCUCAGGGGACCCCACACCAGGGAACACAUCAUCAGAGGGAACCCCACCACCCCCACAAGUGCCACCCUCGUUACCUGCCGAGUCUUCCAUGCCUGCUGAAGAGAGCUGCAGAUUCAGUGCAGAGGAUUCUGAUGGCAUGGCAGAGGGAUCGGUGCCAGCCACAGAAGAUUCUGCCGCCACAGCAGAGCAAUCAAAGCCAACUGCAGAAUGUUCCUUGUCAGCAAUGCAAAGUUCAUUUUCAAAAGUCAAUGGAGAAGAUCCAGAGGAACAUCAUGUCAAUGGGAUGAUGGAGUCACAGAGUAGAGAACUCCAAGGUGGAGAUUUAUCAACAGACUGGACAGAAGAAUCAUGCUCCCCAACACCUAUGAGAUCAAUGGUGAACUCUUCCACCUUUUGCAUUGAAGAUAAAAAUGUUGCUGACCCCAUCCCAACAAUAUCUCUUGCAUCACAUUCAAAGUCAAUGUCAACAUCAUCCACAUCAUCUACUUCAUCCUCCUCAGACUCGUCCUGCUCUCUAAAAGUUACACCUCCACCGACUCCCUCCACAUUCUCAACACCCGCAUGUGCAACAUCAAAUGAGUUGUCUGUUACCCCAGAUGGCAGUAGUACGACGAUUGGGACACCUUUACCACCUGAUUUUAUAGAGCAAGAUGAACUGUAGUGAAAGUUGAAUCUUUGAACUAAUCAUAUGGUUCAAUGUUGAUUUUACAGUAGAUUGUUUACACAAAGAUAGAUCAAUUUUGAUGUAUAUCUUCAAUGAUUUACUGAUUUUUUGAGGCUUUUACCUCAGGUGUUGUCGGGAUGCUUUUUAUUUAAACAAAAAAGAUAAUGUAAAGCAAACUGUACAGAUCCAAUGGUCUUCAUAUACCAAAGAUUUAAACAAAACUGUAAAUUGCCUUGUUGUAGCAGAGUUACAAUUACAUAUUUCUGUGAAUAUUUCCAUGUUCAUAUAUAAAGGUUUCAUCUGGCUAUACUGUUUGUGCCAGAUAUGUGAUAAAUAAGUUUAUAAAUACUUGAAAAUAAGUAUAUGGACUUAUAAACUUGCAUUGAAAAAAAUACAAGGAAAGUAUAAGCAACAGGGUGCUAUGCUCUAUAUACUUAAAAACCUUGUUGGUUGUAAAAUAUGAAAAAUUCAGUAAGAUUACAGUUAUGUUGUAUUUAAUGUUUAGUUUCUUCCAUUAUUCCUGUUGUGCAAUAUCAUUAAUUUCUAAA
Penaeus chinensis is the source of this 3043-nucleotide messenger RNA. Its product is annotated as mucin-5AC-like. NCBI's taxonomy places the organism in Eukaryota, Metazoa, Arthropoda, Malacostraca, Decapoda, Penaeidae. Gene Ontology annotation, molecular function: microtubule binding. The record is from RefSeq and is a predicted model, not a curated record. The coding region runs from base 288 to 2492 and encodes 734 amino acids. The transcript is spliced from 16 exons.